UCGGCCCGGGAUCAUAUCAUGAGAGCGGUAACCUUUUGUUUGAAAAUUUAAAAAACAACUUGAGUCAAAUAAUUUUAGUAUUAUUAAUUAACUAUUGCUUUAUACCACAUUCAAUGGAGGAGGAACUCAAAACAUUCUUUAUUCCCAACGAAUUGUGUCGGCGUGCAGGUGUGGCGGCAUCCUGGAGCCCCAUAAACAAAUUCGCUGUGUUCGCUUACGAGAAACGUAACGUGCAUCAACAGGAUGCACCUAGUAACUUUGCCUCCAAAAAUCCAUCAAGCAUCUUUUUAGUCAGACAAGACGUUCUACUAUUCCAACCAAUAUUUAGGAAGUUUGUCAACGAAUCCAACAGAUCGUUUCUUGAUUUGCAAAACAUAAUUGGAGAAAAGACAGCUAACAAAAAUAAUGAACUGUUACGAAUUAGCAGACAAUAUAGAUCUGUCGUUAGAGCCUGUUUGGAAGAUCUUCAUGCUGAUAUCAGUAAAGCAGAACAAGCAGAACGCGAAACUUUGCAAGAUUACAUUACAAUAUUCUAUUCAGUAGAAUGCAUUUGGCAUUUGUGUGAAAUACUAUUUAUUGAAUCUAUCCCAGGUAACGUUGUACUGCCAUUUUUAUUAGAAUGGAUUAGAUUUCAUUUUCCCAAACAUGAAAGGAAUGCAGCAAACAUGUUAGCUGGAGAUUUAGCUGGUUUAGAGCAAAACAUAGAGUUUUGGCCCACUGUUUUUGGAUCCUUGUUGCAAGGGAGGGUUAAGGUUGUUAGGGCCCUGUUGAAACAGCACUCUGCAUCCGAUAGUCAUGUAUACAGACUUGUUGAUCAAGUUUUGAGAGCUAUGCCUAUUUAUGAUAUAUUCAGUGGAACAUCAAUUAAUGAAUUCCAACUGCAGUGGAAACACUGGACUGUGGACGUUCAAACAAAAAUCGACGCCAAAAUGUUUGUUUCCGACAAAAAUUUAGACACAAUUAUGAAGCUUGUAGUUGGUGAGGAACAAGCCUGGGCGGAGAUCCAAGUCCAUUGUGAAACAUGGUAUGAAUUAUUGGCUGCUUGGUUGUUUUACACAGAACCAACAGUAAAAACAUUCGAGCUGGGACAAUUUGCAAAGCACUGCAUUACAAAAAUGAAUAUGCGAAAUCGCAUGAAACAUUUGGAUCGUGUUCUUUUGGCUGCAAUUGAAUUCGACGAGUUACAAGUAAUAAAAGAAAUUCAACAAAUGUCGGAAAAUGGGUGGUUUGUAACCCAUUUAACAGACAUUCUGUACCACGCCGAUCGUUUAAACGACGUAGGAAAGGAACUGGAAAAUUUUUCGUCCGAAAAACUGCGGGAAUCCUUCCUGUUGGAUUAUGGUACUAUGUUGAUGGGACAUAAGUCGCUAUGGCAGGUGGGCCUGGACUACUUGGAUCGUUGUCCCAAUGACGGACCGGGCGCCAUCGAGCUGUUGCUGCCCCGGAUACCGCUCGAGGACGAGGCCAAGACGCGCAAGGUACUCCGCGAGGCCAAGAUUCGAAAGCUCGACCACGUUGCCCAGAGUAUCUGCAAGGUGCAAGGGGUGAAGUCAUUGAGAAGAGGUAGAUUAGGAAACGCGUUAUCAUGGGCCCUAAAAUCACAAGACGGUCCUUUUACCUCAUAUCUGGCUGAUAAAUUUUUACAGGAGUAUACAAAGAACGGCAAACUUGCCAGCACUGAUUUUCUCGAUAAUUUAGGUUCAUGUAUGAUGGCCAGUGAUAGAUUGAUAUUUUUAGGAAAAUAUUACGAAUUCCACAAACUGUAUCAAGCAGCGGAAUACAAAGAGGCCGGAAAUUUAUUAAUAUCUCUACUAGCAUCAAAAAUCAUUCCAAAUUAUUUUUGGUAUGUGCUGUUAGUUGAAGCUAUACCGUUGUUAGAAUCAGAGGAAAUUGUGUUUUCGUCAAAUAACACGCUGCAAAUAAUCCAUUGUUUGGAAGAUAAAGAAGAUCUGCCAGAACUGAAGGAUAAAAUCGAUAUUUUACGUCUUGCUGCCGCAAGGAAUUUAUCCAGAGCUUUAACUUAUGAAGCGCAAUUUGUUUAAACAUUCUUUUUUAUAAUAAACUAUUUUGUAAUAUUUAAACAA
Molecule: messenger RNA, 2084 nt
Organism: Aethina tumida (small hive beetle)
Lineage: Eukaryota; Metazoa; Arthropoda; Insecta; Coleoptera; Nitidulidae
Gene: Nup75
Product: nuclear pore complex protein Nup85
Exons: 9
Coding region: 114-2042 (642 amino acids)
Biological process (GO): protein import into nucleus; positive regulation of DNA-templated transcription; mRNA export from nucleus
Cellular component (GO): nuclear pore outer ring
Molecular function (GO): structural constituent of nuclear pore
Source: RefSeq, a predicted model, not a curated record